Molecule: messenger RNA, 13069 nt
Organism: Apis mellifera (honey bee)
Lineage: Eukaryota; Metazoa; Arthropoda; Insecta; Hymenoptera; Apidae
Gene: zfh2
Product: zinc finger homeobox protein 4
Exons: 10
Coding region: 2202-12143 (3313 amino acids)
Biological process (GO): regulation of transcription by RNA polymerase II
Cellular component (GO): nucleus
Molecular function (GO): DNA-binding transcription factor activity, RNA polymerase II-specific; RNA polymerase II cis-regulatory region sequence-specific DNA binding; zinc ion binding
Source: RefSeq, a predicted model, not a curated record
GGAGAGAGGUAGUAUCGUGUCGGACGCUGGACGAGGCGCACGCUCGAUGCGACGAGGCAGCGCGUGCUUUCACGCGUGGAAAGCAGGAAGCGGUGCGCUGCGGAUACCAGCAGGAUACACGCCACACGGUCCGGUCCCUUGUGCGUGCACGCGGCCCUGCCGGCUUCGAGGGGGGCUGUCGCCGUGUCCACGGGGCUGGCCAGGCCGUGAUUUUUCGCCGGUGCGGAGCCGCCAGUGUCGGAGUAGCAGCAGCAGUAGUAGCAGCAGUAGUAGUAGUAGUAGUAGUAGUAGGUGGCCGUCCGUGAACGGUAGGCGCAGGCCGUUCGAAAAGUAGUCACGGACCGUACGUUGUCGGCCACGCGGCACGCGUGAGUGGGACGAGGACGGAGAGCGGCCGAGCGCGGCCGAACACCGGCGGGAAUACACGAACGCGUCGCUCGGGGUAUUCUGACUCACCGCUGAUUGGCCGAAACCUCGAGGAAGUGGUCACCGUCGACGAGGGCUCGGACCACACCGCCACGUGAGUUGAGCGCCGUAUCGCGAUACGGGCAAGGAUAUCUCGUCGCGCGCGCCUUUUCACCCCCUCGAUUCCUUGUCCCUCGAUCCCGCGGAUCGCCGCCGGUUCAGACAACGGGAUCGCCUCGAGGAACGUUGUUCAGGGAACGCUUUCCACGUUUCGUCGUUGUGCUUUCACGAAUUCCUGCUUUUUAAUUAAAUCGUAAUUAAGAGAUUGUUCGUUUCAACGGAGGAGGUACGAUUUUCGUCGCCUUUUCGGACUCCUCGAAAUGUUAAACGGAUUCUUCGAAUCGAACGUCGAAUCGGGGAAGGAGGAUCGGUCUACGUCACCGUAGUCGUCACGUGGCGAUCCUGACCCGGGCCAACGUCACCUCCCUUGACAAAAUUACCCUCGAAAGUUUGAAGAUGGCGGAUUACCAACGUGAUUGCCGUAUCGAGGAUCAAGGACCUCCUCGCUCUCCUUUAACGAGUAUAGUUUAACGUGAAAUAUUUUUAACUGUUGCCACGUGACGUAUAUAUUGCUCCUCUAUCGAUACAAAAGAGAAAGUUGGUGGUCUUUGAGUGUUACAAAUGAGAAGUGAAUAGUGAACGAAACUGGAAACCUCCAGAGAAAAAGAAACUCCUUUUUUCCUCCUCCCCCUCCUUUUAUCUUCGACUGGAAACUGUCUAUAAGUGGAUCCGUAAAUUAACAAGUGUGUGACAAGUGUAUUCUAUGAUUUUCACAUCUUACCCGAAAUUUGCGCCUCGAAUGCGAGUCGAACGUUUGUUACAUCAAUGAAAAACGUGGGGGAGAAAAAUUGAUCGUCGGUUUGCGGAUCAAAGAUCGGAAAUCGAUGGGAUCGGAUCCUUCUCUUUCUUUCUUUCUCGCUCGCCUCGCGUUUUGUCUCGUUCGUUUUAAUGACAGUUGUAUCUGGUAACGGUACGUGUUUAUAUUAGUCGUGUCGAGGAAGAGAUCAACGAACUAAAUGGUGCGUCGAGGAGGGUAAAUCCGUAAGAAUAUUGCGAGAUUAUAUCCCGGAGGUUAAUCGAGGUGCUGUCAACGAUGAUUCACCCCGCUUGAGGACUCGGUGAUUCGGUGAUCUGGUUUGGGAGGGGAGGGGGGAGGGGGAGGAAAGAAAAAGUUGUUGAUCUUGUGUUGCACCCCAGAGGAGAAUACGACCAGGAAGAAGAAGAAGAAAGGAAGUGUUUCUCGGUGAUUGUUAAGCAAAAACACAUUCUUGUUUUCUGGGGAACGUAGGGGAACGGAAGGAGCGUAGAUGAGUUCUGCUGUCCCCGGUGGAAGCGUUAGCGGGAUAUCGAGGGCCGUUUUCGAUUUUUAAAUGGAAGGCUUUCAGGCUGGAUUGAACGGUACACGACACAAGAAGGAACCUCUACUUCUACGCUGGCGAACUUACUUGUUUCAGGUCAUGCAAGCGAAAACGGCCCACUUUAAUACCAAAUUUAAAGUUUCUACUUUCCGUUAAAUCGACGACACUACUUACCAAAGGUACGACCUGGGGUUGUGUCGGGGUAGCUAGCAAAACGUCUGUGAACGGUGGAGAAGAGAUCAGGACGGAGAGAAAUCGAACGAAGAGAGUGGAGAGCGGGAAGUGUUGUAGAAGAAAAAGAAGAAGAGGAAGUCGAGAGAGUGUAGGCGCAGGCGCCGUAGGUGAUGUGAGGCUGGCGCCCGCCUCACGUUUGGGGUGAUGCCCUCCAGUGAGCCUCAUCCCCCCCAGUACCACCUUCAGCACCACAACAUUCCUCCCUCGCAUCUCCAGCAGCACACGUCGACCGCGAUCGGGCAACAUCAGCUCUACCAACAGCUGGUGGCGGCCCAUCAACAGCACCAGCAACAACAGCAGCAGCAGCAGAGACAGCAGCAACACGGCGGUCCCUUCCAAAAUUCCACGUACACGCAGCAAAAGCAAGAGAUGAGCCCGGAGGAGGAGGGGGGUCGAGGGGGCGGGUCCCCCCCGGCAGCAGGGGCUGCGUUACACCAGCCCCACCACCCCCGGACGGCCAGUCCACCCUCGGGCACGGAACCCUGCACCCGCGAUGCCAUACCAACGCCCACCCCGAUCGCGGACACCACAACAACCACCACCACCACCACCAUGACCAUGCAGUCGCAGGGCCAACAACAGCAACAACAGGAACAACAAGGCCCAAGCCCUAGUCCCAGUCCAACAGGUGGCGACGUGGAGAAAUUUGACGGGAAAAUCGUGUACAAUCCGGAUGGCUCGGCGUACAUCAUCGAGGGAGAGAGCGAACUGAGCGAGGACGACUCGUUGCCAGACGGUUGCAUCGUGGACGGCCGCGGUGUCUCAGUCCCUCAUUCACUUGUAUUUCCCCAGAUCGCGAGCGCGUAUUACGUGUCGAGAUUAUACGCGCACCAAGCGUACCAACAGCAGCAACAACAGCAGCAACAACGCUCGGCUGCGCAACAACAUAACGCCGAUCUCCCUGUGAUGCACAGUUAUCGAGUAAUAAGUUACAGAAGCGCGGAGGGUAGCAAACAGCCGCCCCCGCCUCCAGCGGCGCCGCCACCUCCCGCCGCCUCGGUACCCGUCAAACCUAUCCUGAUGUGUUUCAUAUGCAAGCUGAGCUUCGGUUACGCGAAGAGUUUCGUGGCGCACGCCCAGGGCGAACACCAGCUUACCUUGAUGGAGGACGAGCGGCAGAUACUCUCGCACUCGACCGCGUCGGCUAUCAUACAGGCGGUGGGCAGGGGAAAGCAACCGUUGGUCAGUUUUCUCGAACCUGUGACGAGUUCCACUUGCCCGCAACCGUCGGCCGCGCAGAUGCAGAACCAGCAACAACAGCAGCGCACCGAGUCCACGGAUCAUGAAACGCCGACCACGACCAGCACGCCUGCCAGCACUCCAGGAGUACCGAGCAGUCCCCAGCAGCAGCAGCAGCAACAACAACCGCAGAGGCCAUCGCCGAGCACGCCGACCACUCCCACCUCGCACUCGAAUCAUCCUCUCGCGUAUAAUCAUCAACAACCGCAGCAACACCAGUGGACGGGCGGCCAGGUCAGCGCUGCUUCCUGGGCCAAAGCGCCAGACGCUUCCAGCAUGCAUUACACGUCGCCACCGCCACCCAGUUCAUCGACCAAGGGCUCGCCGUCUUCGUACGCCGCGUUGACUCAGCAGCCACCGAACUUCCUCACUGGGACGACAAUCGGCGUCUGCCCCGAACACAUGCAAGGGAGACCGAGCGGGGUCGAGUGCCCGAAAUGCGAAUUGAUCCUGGCCAGCAGCAGACUGGCCGGCCCCGGUGGACCUCUGGCCGGCAUCCACAGUAGGAAUUCGUGCAAAACUCUCAAGUGUCCGAAAUGCAAUUGGCACUACAAGUAUCAAGAGACUCUGGAGAUACACAUGAAGGAGAAACACCCGGAGAGCGAGACCUCCUGCAUCUAUUGCAUCGCCGGACAACCUCAUCCGAGGUUAGCUCGUGGCGAGACGUACACCUGCGGAUACAAGCCGUACAGAUGCGAGGUGUGCAACUAUUCCACCACGACGAAAGGUAAUCUCAGUAUUCACAUGCAAAGCGACAAACACUUGAACAAUAUGCAAGAGCUUCAGCAAGGUGGGGGUGGCGGUUCAACCGCGAGCAAUCCAUCGUCCUCGCAGGACGCGCCAAUGCCAACGAGAAGCCCCCAUCACCAGCAAAACCAUAGCCCGCACAUAACCGGCCAAGCCGGGAAUCAAGGGAAACCUAAACCAACGUUUCGCUGCGACGUGUGCAACUACGAAACGAACGUCGCGCGUAACCUCAGGAUACACAUGACUAGCGAGAAGCAUACGCACAAUAUGCUGGUCCUUCAGCAGAACGUGAAGCACAUGCAGACUCUGUCCGCGCUUCAAUCCCAUCACCAGCAGGCCCAGCACCACCAUCAACAAGCGCAACAGCAACACCAACAACAACUCGAGCAGCUGCUUCAUCUGGGCGGUUUGGACAAGCCCCAACACGCGGAGGCUGCCCUGGCGGACAUGGCUUACAAUCAAGCUCUGUUGAUCCAGAUGAUGACCGGUGGCCAGUUACCGCCGCAGCUACCACCAGAGAUUAUGGGCGGUAUGGCGAGCAUGGGCGCCAUGGGCAACCUAGGUGGUGACGGUCUGUCGCCCGACAGUAUGGACCCGCCACCCGAACCGGCGGAUCCUGACCCCUCUCAUCUCUAUCACUGCUGCGUGUGCAACAAUUUUGCCACCGACUCGUUGGAGGCCCUCGGCCACCACUUGGCCGUUGACCGGACGAGGACGCGAGAGGGCGAGAUCCUCGCUCUGGUCGCCGGCCACUUCGUUUGCAAACUUUGUUCCUAUAAAACCAACCUGAAGGCGAAUUUCCAAUUGCACUGCAAGACGGACAAGCACCUCCAACGUCUGCAACACGUGAACCACGUGAAAGAGGGCGGGCUACGAAACGAGUGGAAGUUGAAGUACUUGGCCUCGCCCACUAGCGCCGCGCAAUUACGUUGUCACGCGUGCGACUAUUACACGAACAGCGCGCACAAAUUGGCGCUGCACGCAGCCUCGCCGAGGCACGAAGCCGCGUCCCUGCUCCUCCGCCACUUGCUCGAGUCAAGCGCGAAUAUCCCAUCCCAGGGCAAGUUGUAUCAUUGCGCUUUGUGCGGGUUCAGCGCGAGGCACAGAUUGCCAUUGCUGCAACACGUCCGUUCGCUGAGACACCUUCAGAUGGAACAGUUGCAUCAACUUCAUCGGCGGAGCGGUAUACAGGGGAACGAGACACCGCACACCGAUAUCGGUGACGUUUUUCAGGUUAUGAGCGACCCCGACGCCCCACCUGCUCAACAGCCCAGUCCCACCGCGCCGACCACACCGAAUGCUACCAGUGCCAACAAUGACCGACGAGAGGAAGGUAGCGACUGCGGCAGCGAGGUGAAGCAGGAACCGGAUAACGAUCAAGAGGCUGAACAAGAGCCGGAGAACGAUCACGAGGAAGUCACCUGCCCGUAUUGCACUUAUCAGCCAACGUCGCGCGAGGAAUUGAGGCAGCAUUUGCAAGUUGCUCAUGUCCAGGACGCCGAGGACAAAGCGGAGGCCGUAAAGGAGGAGCCGCCUCCUGAAUUGUUGUGCCCGCUGUGCCAAGACGGGUUCAAAGAGCGUUCCGCGCUCGAGAAACACGUGAUGCAAAUACACUCGGUGAACGCGGACGGUUUACAACGUCUUCUGUUGCUGGUUGACCAGAGCCAUUGGCUGAACAACAAUCCGCGGAACACCUCGACGCCUGCCGUGGCAAUGCCGUCCUCACCGACCACCACCAUCAAGCAGCCGCAGGAGGAGGAUUUGAGCGAGCGCGGGGCCAACGAGGAGAUCGAGGAGAUCACGAGAUGCACCGUUUGCGGCCGUGUUUGCCGCUCGUUGGAGGAGCUGCAGCAACACCACAGGGAGAUCCAUCCUGCCACUACACCCACGCUCGCCGUCAGCGAGAAACACGUGUACAAGUAUCGAUGCGGCCAGUGCAGCCUCGCGUUCAAGACACUGGAGAAGUUGCAACAGCAUUCGCAGUAUCACGCCAUCAGGGACGCAACCAAGUGCGCUCUUUGCGGAAGAUCGUUUCGCUCGGUUCAGGCGCUCCAAAGACACCUCGAAUCGGCCCACGCGGAUCUCCACGAGGACGAAUUGGCCCAGUACAAACAGAGCUUGUUGCACGCCCAUCCGCUCCUCCAGGCGCUCACGGAGGAGGCGCUGCGCAGACAGGGCAGCCUUGUCGGGGAGCAGAACGUCGAGGACGAUGCUAGCAAGGCGGAGGAGGAAGAGAGCGACGCAAGCGACUCGUCGCCAUUGCACAAGGAGCAACGCCUGCUGGAGGAUUAUCUGAACAGCCAGCCGGUGGCCGAGGAUUCCUAUCACGAUCCAGGGAGGAAGUUCAAAUGUCAUCGUUGCAAAGUUGCGUUCACAAGGCAGAGUUAUUUGACAGGUCACAAUAAGACGUUGCUGCAUCGCAAAGGGGAGAAAAUGUCUUACCCCAUGGAGAAAUAUCUGGAUCCGAAUAGACCGUACAAGUGCGAUGUUUGCAAGGAAAGUUUCACUCAGAAGAAUAUUCUUCUUGUCCAUUACAAUAGCGUGAGCCAUCUGCACAAAUUGAAGAGAGCCAUGCAAGAGCAGGGUAACAACAACACGUUGAUCUCCGUGGUUCCGCCUGCCAGUCCGACAGAAUCGCCAGAUUCUCAGCAAGAUCAGGACAAGAAACCCUACAAAUGUAACAUAUGCAAGGUAGCCUAUUCCCAAGGUAGUACUUUGGACAUUCACAUGAGGAGCGUGCUCCAUCAGACCAGGGCCAGUAAAUUACCAGAUCUCGCUGCGAGCGGCCAACUCGAUCUCGCGCGUCCCCUGAUCGAACAGCCUCCACCUAGCAGCCCUAACAGUCCACCUGUCAACACCAGUACUUCCGGGAAUAGCGGCGCAAUGCUAUCCUGUCCUCGCUGCAGCGCUCUCUUCGUGAACCAAGAACAGCUUGCCACCCAUCAACAACUGUACUGCAUCUUCAGUAAUCCAUUGGCAUUGUUUCAACAAUUGGCGGCCUCGCAACAGCUCGCUUCAUCUGCGCCAGCGAAAACACCGCCUCCAACCUCCACAACGCCGGGACCUCAGCAGCACAUGCAACAGAGUGCACAACACUCCACGCAAACCGCCCAGGACAUCCUCUCUCAGCCCCGUCACAAGACAUCACAGAUGUACAAGCAUCUUUUGGAGAGCUUUGGCUUUGAUCUAGUGAUGCAGUUCAACGAGAAUCAUCAAAGGCGUCAGCGCAAGGAGGAGGAGGCGGCAGCCGCGCUUCAGGCCCAGCAGGAACAGCAGAAGCAGGAGCAACAGAAACAAGCUCUCGCCGCUCAAGCUGCUCGGGAGAGAGAGGAAGAAGCCGAGGAGCACACGGACGAUGACGUUAUACCGGAAUUGACCAGAAGCACCUGCCAGCAUUGUAAUAAAGAAUUCAGCAGCGUUUGGGUGCUGAAGGCACAUUGCGAGGAGGUGCACCGGGACUUGGUGCCUCGAGAAUUUUUGGAAAAGUAUGCUCAACAGUUCAAAUGUGAAUACGAGAAGAAAAGCGUGGUGGUAACAGUUGCAACAUCCUCUUCCACAUCAUCUGGGCCCAGAAGUUCGACACCAGCUUCUGGCCAACCGCAAGAUCUCAGUUCGGAUAAGGAGCAACGAGAGAAGGUGAAGGAGGAGAUCAUUGAGAAUAAGGACAGAGUCAGUAAGACGCCAGAAGCUACUUCUACAACACCGGCGACUACUCCAGCUCUGAGCAACACUCCAGUGUCGAGCACUGAUUCAACCACACCCACUGUGCUGCCAACCAAUCCCCAACAUCACAUUCAACAGCAUCAACAGCAGCAGCAGCAACAACAGCAGCAACAGCAGCAACAUCAACAGCAACAGCAGCAGCAGCAACAGCAGCAACAACACGCUCAACUGACUUUGGCACAACAAAUGACGGAAAUGCAAGCUGCUCUGAAUGCCAUGGCUGCGUCUCAGCUGCAACAACAGCUUCAACAAUAUCCUGGAUUGAUGAUGGGUAUGAUGGGAUUACCGCUUGGAUUGAACGUUCCUGCUUUGGCUGCUAUGAAUCUUCAACCCCCAUUGGUGCCAAUGAUGUUGCCGCCACCACCGUAUGAUGGUACAGCCACCGGAUAUCCGCCUAUCAAUGCUCAAGCUGAUCUCCUGGCCAAACAACAUCUCGCUUUGCAGCAGCAACAAGCAGCAGCCGCAAACGCGGCUGCCUCGCAGAAACGAGCGCGAACACGCAUUACCGACGAACAGCUAAAGAUAUUACGGGCGCAUUUCGACAUCAAUAAUUCCCCCGGCGAGGAGCAGAUUCUAGACAUGGCUGCCCAAAGUGGUCUACCGCCCAAAGUGAUCAAACAUUGGUUCAGGAACACGUUGUUCAAAGAACGGCAGCGCAACAAGGACAGCCCUUACAACUUCAACAAUCCGCCUAGCACUACCCUGAAUCUCGAGGAAUACGAGAAAACGGGGGAGGCGAAGGUCACGCCGUUGAACUCGAGCGUGUCCGGAAGCAGUUCCUCGGACGACAAAAGUCCGAACAAACAGGCGACCCCGCCGCCCACGGCCACAUCAGUCAACGCGUCCCAGCCGACCGAUAUUAAGCAAGAAAUUCAAGAACAGCCGCAGUGUCACGUUCAACAACAGUCGCAGCAUCAGGAGGAGCAGCAACAUCACUCGCCUGGAAGUUCGGGCGGGCAACAAUCGAGGCCGCACUCACCGGCGCUGAGCAUGAGCUCGGUGUUCUCCGGCAUCCAUCACGACGUGUCGACGCACGCGCCAUCGGCCACCAGCACACCAAGCGCCCCGAUGCUACCGCCGAAGCUGGCGCCCCAAAAUUUCGCCAGUCCUAAUUCGGGGGCGAGUAGCGUGGUGGCGAGUCCGAUCGCGGCGAUGGCGUUGACGCCUCAAAGAUCCUUGAGCCCUGGCCGCGGGCCAACCGAUUAUUCGUUCGGUGGAAGCACGAAUGGCAGCAGCUCGUCAGGCGGAAGUUCGGGGAAACGUGCGAAUCGGACAAGAUUCACCGAUUAUCAGAUCAAAGUGCUGCAAGAGUUUUUCGAGAACAACGCGUAUCCGAAGGACGACGACCUGGAAUAUUUGAGCAAACUUCUAGGAUUGAGCCCGCGCGUGAUCGUGGUUUGGUUCCAAAACGCUAGGCAGAAAGCCCGAAAGGUGUACGAGAAUCAGCCAGCCGCUGAGCCAGUGACACCGGGGGGCCGCGAGGGUGACGACGGUUCGGGCCGCUUCCAGCGGACCCCAGGCUUGAAUUACCAAUGCAAGAAGUGUUUGCUGGUGUUUCAGAGAUACUACGAGCUCAUUCGUCAUCAGAAGACGCACUGCUUCAAGGAGGAGGACGCGAAAAGGAGCGCCCAAGCGCAGGCGGCCGCGGCCCAAGUAGCCGCGGUUCUCAGUUCUGAAGACAGCAACAGCAGCUCGACCACCACCACUGCUAACGCAGUCUCCACCAAUCCUACGAGCGCGCCCGCCCUCGCGGAACAGUUGCAACAACCGUUGAACACAGCUACGCCGCCCCAUCAUCAGCAACAGGCGAUGGGACAGUCGCAUCAACAAUCGCAACAGCAGCAACAACAGCAGCAACAACAGCAGCAGCAGCAACAACAACAGCAACAACAGCAGUCGCAGACUGAGUCGAAGGAGGGUAGCUUUCAGUGCGAUAAAUGCAAUCUGAUGUUCGGACGGUUCGAACUGUGGCGCGAGCAUCAGCUGGUACAUAUCAUGAACCCGUCCCUCUUCCCACCCGCUUAUCCACCAGAUUCACCCUUCGGGAUCCUGCAACAACAGGCGUUGAACGCUACGACGGGAGUGGCGACCGACGCCCCUCACCCGUUGAUAGCGAUGAUGCAGGAUAGAAAGAGGAAGUACGAGGAUUUCGAUGAGGGGACAGGCGGCGAAUCGCGAUCGAAUUCCGAGCACAGCGAGCAGCCCAAGGACAAACGACUGAGAACGACCAUACUGCCCGAACAAUUGGAUUACUUGUAUCAGAAGUACCAGGUCGAAUCGAAUCCAUCGAGAAAGAUGUUGGAGACAAUAGCUCGCGAGGUCGGGUUGAAGAAGCGCGUGGUGCAAGUGUGGUUUCAAAAUACUCGCGCCCGCGAACGAAAGGGUCAGUUCCGCGCGCACAGCCAGGUGAUCAACAAGCGUUGCCCCUUCUGUCCAGCCUUGUUCAAGGUGAAAUCCGCCUUGGAAUCGCAUCUGAGCAGCAAACACGCCGACCAGGUGGCGCGUGGCGAGGUUAAUAUCGACAAUAUCCCGGACGAGGAGCUGUCGAUGGAGUCCGCUCCCUCGAACCCUAGCACGCCCAACAUGAUGCCUCCCCUCUUCCCACCGUUCAACACCGACAUGGAGGCAUCGUUGAAAAAGUACUACGAGGAGUCGAUGAAACGAUACAUCAGCGAGUUGCAGGCCCACGCCAGCAACGGGAAACAAGAGACGGUGAAUCACCAGGCGAGCAGCAACAGCGGCGAGUCCCCUCUGGAUCUGAGCAAACCUGUCGAUCUUAGCCGCCCUAUGAAACUGAACCUGGGCGGGCUGGGCAAUCUCCUCGACGAGCAACACGGUGCUCAUUUUCGCGGCGGUAGCGAUUGCGGCCCGCUCACCGAUCUUUCCGAAAGAAGCAUCUGUGAUGACGACAGCAUGAGCGAGACCACGGAAUUCCUAGACGACGAGAGCGGACCCGCGAGCCCUGCCUCGAGCACGCAAAGCUCGAGACAGGGCCCGGCUUCCGCGGGAACUGGAAGCACACCAGGCCCGCCGGUCACCGGAGCAGGCAGCGGGACAGGCCAAUCGAGCGGCAAGAGAUAUCGAACCCAGAUGUCCGCCACCCAAGUGAAGGUGAUGAAGUCACUGUUCUCGGACUACAAGACGCCUACGAUGGCCGAGUGCGAGAUGCUGGGGCGCGAAAUCGGCCUGCCCAAGCGCGUCGUCCAGGUUUGGUUCCAGAAUGCCCGCGCCAAGGAGAAGAAGGCUAGAUUGGCCGCGGGUCUGCCCGCCGAGGGCUCGGCCGUCCAACCGAAUCGCGGCCCGACCGGGCCCGACGAGUGCAGGCUAUGCUCGGUCCGAUACUCGGCGAAAUCGCCGCUCCAGGAGCACGUAUUCUCGCGGCGGCACAUCGAGUCGGUGCGUGUCGCCGUCGAGGAAGGUAGCCUCGUGCCGCCAACACCCGGCGCGCCGAUCGUUCCUGGCGGCAACACGAGCGCAGCGGGGAUCGGUGGCUCGCCGGUGGUCGGCAACCAACAGCAGCAGCAACAGCAGCAGCAGCAGCAAUCGGACGAAAACAUGAUGUACGGAUCCUUGUUCCUCCAUCCAACGGCGAUGUUCCAGCCACAGCAACAGCAACAUCCGGGCGCCGCAGCGGCAAGCACGGCUACCACCACGGCCGUAGCGGCUCCAGGUUUGAGCGGCAGCAUACACGGGAGUGGGCUAAUGUCGUUGCACGUGGAAGGGGGUACGCAGGUCCAGGUGCCGCGCUCUCUGAUGCAGGCGUUCCUGCAGCAAGACCCGAACCACCCGGGUCUGGAGACGGUUCGAUUGCCUACGCCCCCGUGCGGCUCAGAUGAAAACGGGCCGCCCCAGCACUGUCGCGAGGUGGAGACGGAAUUGUGCCUGGUCUGCCGCCGUUGCGGCCGAGCUUAUCCCCAAGAAUCGACGCUGCUCGCGCACCAACGCUCCUGCUAUCUCGGCAAUCAGCAGCGUCGCGGCGCGCUCCGCCUCGUCCAAUCUCGUUACGCCUGCUCCCUUUGCGACGGGAGCAACGCGUCGGGCCGCACGUACACGACCAUCACCGAGUGGCGGCGCCACGCUGAAACUCUGCAGCACCGUGCCCGCCUCGAGGCCAACCACCAGGUAUCGAGUCAACAGCAACAGCAGCAACAGUACGGCAAUAUAGGGGAGUCUGGCGGGGGGGAGGAGGUGCACCCGCUCACCGACGAGAUGGAGGACGUGGUGAAUCAGAUCACCCUGUUGGCGGCCCGGGCGGCAGCCGAGAGCACGACUGGCCGAGAGCAACCCCAGGCGGCGAGCCAGGACAACAACAACGCUCCCGACAUGAAGAGGCAGAAACUGGUCCAGGAGGUUGCGGCUCUGGCCGGUGCACGUUAGACGUUUCGUGGAAACGAAAGGGAACAAGAGGGGAUUGCAUAUUUGAGAGAAGAGAGGGAAAGGUGGAAAUGGGCAGUGUGUUCUUCUCGGGUGCUCUUCUUCGAAAAGGGAGAGAGAGAUAUAUAUAUAUGAUACCCGAUAACGAAUGAAUGACAAACAACGUUCCUAAACUGGCUACUAGACAAAGGGGAGGGGAGGUUCCAACUUUAGGCAGGGGGAGGGGAGGGGGGGAGAGGGGGCUUUUUCUUCCGCUCCGGGCACCGGGGCUAGAAGCCACCCCGGCUAUCCCAGGUUAUCGUCGCGCGUGGACGGUGGACGACCAAUCGACGAGGAGUACUCGCCGCGUACAUGGACCUCUCUCUUUUACUUACGAGUUUUCAUUUUUCUCGCCCGCGCACUCGCGCGCGCGCAAUUUAACUUAAUAUUUUUGUUACAAUAUACAGUAUAUGUACACACAUAACGUAAAAGCGUGCCGAAAAGAAGCGCGCUCACCAAAGUUCCUUCGGACGGACAGAACGAAGAAGGGAUGGGGAGGGGGUGGGGUGUCAGUGGAUAAAAAGAUAUAUGAAUAAAAUAAAAUACGGACGAAUCGAUUAUCGGCUUAUGCUGUUUUUAUCAAACAGAGACGUUUGCACGUUUGAUUAAGGAAGGAUUUUUCAAGAUUUUUCUUGAUGGAAAUCAUCGUGGAAUCGGGAGGAUCGACACCCGUGUAACUCGCUUCGCAAUUUCGGGACGGGGAAAGGGAAGAGUGAAUGUACGAAGGCGAAUGAUAUACAAGGCGAAGGGGGGGAAGAGGAGGAGGAAUAGGAGGGAAUGGAGCGUCGAAUCGAGGACGCAGGGAUAACGCAUCGAGGUGGGCUGAUUUAAACGUUCCUAUGUAAAGUAAUAAUAAAGAUUUAAUGAAGCAAAGAAAAAAAAGAGAAAAA